AUACGAUUGAUUUUUCUCAAGUUCGCGAUCAUAAAAUUUAAUAAAAAAUCUAUGAAAUAAAUGUGAUUUUGAAUCAUAAAAUAAUUAUAUCAACAUGUCGGAGACCAGUGAAAGUGACCAGCAUGAUAAUGACAUGCUGAGCAUGUUUGCCAGCGUCUGGGUAAAGGUGGAAGUCGAGGAAACGGAUGACAACCUGCCUGAGUUGGAUCCUGAUCAACAGGUUGAAGUACCGACCCCAAAAAAGAAGAAAAAGACACCUCGUCCGACACAGAUUUUGAAAUGUACGUUCUGUGAAUAUACAACCGUCUACAAAAACUGUUUGAAGCUUCAUAUAAUGGGGCAUAGCAACACUAAACCUUAUUCCUGCGACACUUGCAACUAUACUACCAAGUACCCAACCUCCUUGCACAGGCAUAUGAUAAUACAACACGACUUCAAAGUCACCGAUCACCUACAAAUGCAAGUCUACCAGUGUGAAAUGUGUUCGUACUCAUCCUAUUUUAAAUGGAACUUGAAAGCACAUACAAGGAAACACACCGCUGAGAAACAGUACAAAUGUGAGCAAUGUAAUUAUGCUACUGCGUACAGACAUAAUUUUAAUAAACAUCAUAAAGUUCAUAAUAAAGAAGAAAUGAUGUAUAAAUGUGAUAAGUGUCCGUUUGUCACUAAAUAUGAAGGUCAUAUUGCCAGGCAUUUGGCCAAAAUUCACAAUGAAGUGUCCGAUAAGGCAAGGAAGUGUGAUUUGUGUGAUUUUUCAACGAAAGUCCAAUGGAGGUUGAAUGUUCAUAAACGAAGAAGCAAACAGAACAGUGUUUUGAAGUGUACCUUCUGUGAUUUUGAAACUAGUUACAUGUGUGAGUCCAAAAAGCAUAAAUCGAUGCAUUUCGAUGAUGCACAUGAAAUAAAAUUAAAUGAAUCAAGCGGAGAGAUUACAGUUGGAUCUGGACCUGGACCUGGAGUAGUAACGAUACCGUUACCAGAUGAGAAUGGAACUGUUCAUGAGAAGUUUCAUAAUUACACUUUGGACCCUAACUGUGAGAUUGAUUGGCAUAACAUAAAAGUUUUAGAAUCAAAUUGUAAAGAUCGUCCGUUCCAAUGUAUCAUGUGUAGUUAUACAUCAAGAUUUAAGGCGUCCGUACAAAGGCAUUUUCAACGGCACCACACUGGCAGCUUACACCGUCCAUACAAAUGUGUUAACUGUGAUUUUUCCACAAAAACUAAAGAUCAGAUCGCUCUACACAACAAAAGAAGUCAGUCCGAGACAGAAUUGAAGUGUGCGGAGUGUAAUUAUGUGACCUUUUUCAAAUGUCAGUUUGCAACGCAUCAAAAAUGUCAUUAUGCACAUAAGUGUCCCGACUGCAAUUUUACUUGUAAACAAAAAUAUGAUUAUCAAAGGCAUGUGGCUACAGCUCACACGGGGAAUACGAUGCAGUGCCGAUUUUGUGAUUAUAAAGCGGUGAGAAAAGAGAGUUUGUUGUGCCAUGAGACGAUACACACUGGUAAUAAGCCUUUUAAAUGCAAAUUUUGUAAAUAUACCACUGUCCGGAAAUCUUUACUUGAUAAUCAUUUGAAGCGGCGCCAUACUGAUGUUCUAAGGGAGCGUGUUAUUGUGAAUGAUAGCAAAAUUGAGUCGUUGAAAGUUCCUAUGGAGAGUAAGGAAGCAGAUGGUUUAAAAGAACGAAAUAUGAGUAAAGAGAUAGGAGAAAUAACUGAUGAACAGAGUAGCCAAGAUUUUGAUGAUGAGUCGAUGUAGAUUGUUGUAGAUGUGUAUGUUAAAUUAUGGCUAAUUUUAUCUCCCUAAAGGGGGUGAUUUUUGCGGUAGUGAUUUUAGUCAAAUACGUGUGCGAUACCCAGGCCAGAUGUUGUCGAAAAUGGCCAUUUGAAUCUUAUAGAUAAUUAGUUGUUCGGCUUCUGUAAUU
Spodoptera litura is the source of this 1919-nucleotide messenger RNA. RefSeq lists its product as uncharacterized. NCBI's taxonomy places the organism in Eukaryota, Metazoa, Arthropoda, Insecta, Lepidoptera, Noctuidae. Gene Ontology annotation, biological process: positive regulation of transcription by RNA polymerase II. Gene Ontology annotation, cellular component: nucleus. The record is from RefSeq and is a predicted model, not a curated record.